AUGGCUGAUCACAUCAAAGACACUGCUCAAUGGGUCGAAACGGACAGCCAAGACAAUGAGAGAGACAAAUGCUUCAGAAGCAUCUCUGUACUCAAGAAAUUGCAAAGCUCCGUGCUGCCUUCUAUCAAAAAGAUGCUGCCUUCAACAUUAUAUCCGGUAGGGUAAUCGAAUUGGCGGAGCGAUGCCACGAGUCGAGUUGACAAGACUUCGCAGGUGCAUAGGGACGAUGGCAUCCCUUUCUACGCAGAAAAGCUAUGUGAUGUAUGGCAAAUGGCAAGAGCAUAUGCUGCUUCACAAGCAAAUGCAAGUGAUCCACCACCAUGGGACUCGAGAUCUGAAUUUUCCGAGGUGAUGAGCCGGCAUUUGGAACUCGAUUGCUUGAUUCCAGUCAAAUACCGCUUCCGCUUAAACAACAUGGCCGAACACGACAGCGAGACUUUGCUACAGAACCGUGGAUACUGGGCACAUUUCAUUUUUAUCCAAUUUGUUUACUCUGCUAUUCCAUGUCUUCUCAAUCACCCAUUCCUACUAUCUUUACGCCUACGCCACUUUCGACACACAAUCCCAGAAAGCUUUAUUCAGCAAUCAUAUGAGCAGUUAACACGAUUCAUGGGUUGGAUCAUUUAUUUCAUCGAUUUACUGGAGAGAAAAUCUUUCCAGGUUUCCGACCCUGUGCUAGCGCAUUGCGUUGUCAUUGUGUCAACAAUUCAUCUUCAACAUAGCUUUGUGGAAGAUCCAGUCCUACAACGGAAGGCAUCCAGAGGAUUCGAAAAAUGCCUUCGCUUUCUCAAGCGUAUGGGGCAGAUGUGGCCUUCGGUAGCUCUUAUGGUAUGUUGCUGGUCUACCCAAAAUGCCAUCUCUUGCAAGAAAGGCUAUGUAACUUACGCUCAAUGUUGGUGUUAGGUUGAAAACUUGAAGACCUUGCAAGGCAGCGUAGUAUAUUUACCUUCAGGAGCAGCUGGCCAAGAGAGGGUUAAUGCCUCUGGCGAACCUUCUUUCUCAAUCAAUGCUCGACUACUCUGGGAUGUUCUUAUCUAUGACCGCGCGGGGCAGGUUAAUGCGAGAGCUGACUCCUCCAUGUUGGGAAGUACCUUGGUCUCAAAAACGUCAGAAAAAGUGGCUGAAGCUCGCGCUGUGGAUGAAGAGUUUGACUUGAUUGGUUCGGCAGGCCUGACUGGCCAUAAGUCAAUGAUACACCAGGGGCCUGCCUAUGCUCCCGAUGAUGAAAAUGUUCUUGACUUGGACGAGGACCCCUUAGACACGACACCACAUGCCAUAACCAACAUGGCAAUCACAAUUGGGGAUGUUAAUUUGGAAGGGCUUGGUGGGUAUGGCAAUGAGGAAAGUAUGUUUCUGGCACAAGAUUACGGGAGGGCGAUUGGCGACUGGUUUGAUUUCGAUGCCAUGUAG
This is a messenger RNA of Clonostachys rhizophaga, 1410 nucleotides long. The record is from the annotation of a GenBank genome assembly. Lineage: Eukaryota; Fungi; Ascomycota; Sordariomycetes; Hypocreales; Bionectriaceae.